This is a messenger RNA of Phoenix dactylifera (date palm), 658 nucleotides long. Its product is annotated as Ribosomal protein L36. Gene Ontology annotation, cellular component: ribosome. The record is from RefSeq and is a predicted model, not a curated record. Gene Ontology annotation, biological process: translation. NCBI's taxonomy places the organism in Eukaryota, Viridiplantae, Streptophyta, Magnoliopsida, Arecales, Arecaceae. Gene Ontology annotation, molecular function: structural constituent of ribosome.
AUUCGGCCCAUUUCCAGCUUUGUCCGCCUAGGGUUACCGCACCGAUCGCCCUGCCCACGAGUACGGUAAUCAGCGACAACCGCCGGCUCAUCUCCAUCCACGAAACGCUUUCCUGCUCUGGCAUCCGCGUCUUCCACCACUCGAUCUAUGCCAUGAAGGUGAGGUCAUCAGUGAAGAAACUCUGUGAGUUUUGUAGGACAGUGAAGCGUCGUGGGAGAGUCUAUGUAUUAUGCACUGCCAAUCCCAAGCAUAAGCAGCGUCAAGGCAUAUCAACAUUUGCUUAUGAGGGUCCACUGCCUCCUGUGUCUUCGGAUGUUACCUCUAAGCAGGAAACAUCAGCUACCAACAGUUGGCCCAUAGGGCUGGCAUCCCUUCUGAAAAAACAGGACAGUUGAGCUCAAGAUGUAUGUUGAUCAGGCUACGUUUGGAUCACUAAGGCAUCUGCAAUGUCAUCACAGUCUAGUUCAAUGCUUUUGCACCACAUUUUCAUUAGCUAGUUCUGUUACUAUUUUCAGAUCUUGUAUUUUUAUCUGACGAAUAUUGUGCAGACUGAGGCAUUAUCUAAACAUGCUUGCUGGUAUUCAAUCCUUCCUGUCAGGAAUAAUAGUGUGGUUCUUUGCAGUUCUCAGAGCUUAAUUAUCAUCUCAUUUAAAUUCCA